Juglans microcarpa x Juglans regia is the source of this 1144-nucleotide messenger RNA. RefSeq lists its product as uncharacterized. The record is from RefSeq and is a predicted model, not a curated record. The coding region runs from base 632 to 982 and encodes 116 amino acids. Gene Ontology annotation, biological process: box C/D snoRNP assembly. Gene Ontology annotation, molecular function: box C/D methylation guide snoRNP complex binding. The transcript is spliced from 4 exons. Lineage: Eukaryota; Viridiplantae; Streptophyta; Magnoliopsida; Fagales; Juglandaceae.
GUUUCACGCCCAAACUUGAACUUCUUCUACGCCCGUCUCCAUAAACAAAAGAACCAUUCAGGUAUCUUCUGCCGAACAACGUCUUGCCGGUCGAAGUUUGUAGUAUUGUAGAGUGCAAACCUUUUCCCGACCACACGUUUCUCCAAACUUCUCAGAGCGGAUUUCUUGUUCUUGUUUUUCAUUCGCAAGAGAAUCUCUCUCUCUCUCUCUCUCUCUCCCUCCUCUUGUCUCCAACUGUAAGAAAGAGAUGGGGCGGACAAGCAAAGACCUUCUGCACUUGGAGCGCAAGAAUCCCUCUUCCUCACCACUGGAGUCCACACUUCUUGUUUGCAAAAAAAAAUUCGCUCGCUCAAACCCAGAAACUCCUCUCUGAUGGAAAGCCCAUCACCGCCCUCCUCCCAAAAGCCAAGUGUUGGGAAAAAUUCAAGACUUCCUAGGAGUGAUAUCAGAAGCAAAUGAGAGGCUUCAACUUGGUGCAAAGGUUUUGUUUUGAUCUCUUACCGGCCUCUAUUAUUUAGUUGAUUUCCGAUGAUUAUCCUUUAAUCCUAAGCCUUGCUUUCUUCUUCUUCUUUUUUUAUUUUUUAUUUUUUGGGCGGGGGGCUUCUAACUUGCGUUUAAUGUUUUUACUAAAAUGCAGGAAAAUUCUGAGAACUAUGAUAUUGAAGUGCUCACUGGAAAUGAAUCUGCAGUCAUUGAAAUGGAUUUGAUGCUUGGUGUUGCUGAUCUUCAUACCUCAGAGGCUGUUGCUGCUGCUAAAUCUGCAAUUGCUGGUUUUCAGCCUGUGAUUCCAUUGGCUUGUAGCAGUAGUGGAACAGAUUCAGAGGAUAGUAGUGAUGAUGAUAGUGAUGACAAUGGUGAUGAAAAUGGUGAAACGUGCUCUCCAGUGAAACUCAAAAAAUCAAUGCCUGGCCAAGAUAAUUGUUCAAGUGAGGAAGAUUUCAUUCGAUCAAAAAAAAGACCAACGAUUGUUGUGCUUCCUUGAGAACUUUAUGAUGAAAGAGGUUCCAAUUCAGAGUAAUUGUUGUGAGACUUGGUUUGUAUGAAAUAUAUAAUGAACUAUCAAAUUAUCACAACGGUUGCAACAAGAAUCCAAGAGUUUUAAGACAAUGCAUCUGGUAAAGAAAAGGGCACCAUGGAUUAUGUA